AUGGCAGCUUCUAUUCUCACCCGGGGCUCCAGCUCUCUGGAGGCCAUUACCGGACGUUCGCGUCCCAAGAUCCAGAUCGAGCUGGCCGGUGAAACAAACGGCCUCGUCAGUUCCUAUACAACCAAGGACCACAUCGAAGGUACGGCGACUAUCACAGUGGACCGUGAUACCCGGUUUGAGGAGGUUGAAAUCACAUUCGAGGGAACCUCGAGGACUGCCGUCGAGCGUGCCUCCUUCCCUGGACGGACGGGCGCCUAUCAAACAUUCCUCAAGCUGCGUCAGCCCAUUGAAGACGCUGCGUAUCCAACCCCCCGCAUUCUUGAGAGUGGGCGCACCUACCAGUUCCCCUUCACCUUUGUGGUGCCCGAGCGCCUCCUCCCCCAGGUCUGCAGUCACACCAAGACCAAUGCUCAUGUGGAGCGCUCCCACACGCAACUCCCCCCAACGCUCGGGGAUCCCAUGCUGGCCAGCAAUGGCAAGACCCUGCUGGAUGACAUGGUCCCAGAAAUGUGUCAGGUCUCCUACCUAAUCUGCGUCUCCAUCCAGCGCAAGCCCACCUCCGAGAGCGGCCCUUUGCGCAAGAUCCUGGCGUCGGCUGGGAAGAAAGUGCGCAUCGUCCCCACAGUCGAGGAGGAGCCGCCAUUGAAUGUCCAUGAUGAAGACCUCUAUUACUGCACCCGCAAGGAGAAAGACGUCAAGCGCGGAUUUAUGCGUGGCAAGCUCGGCCGGCUGGUCAUCGCCGCCUCGCAGCCCCGACCCAUCCAGCUGAUUGCGCCCCAGUGCGAAACCAAGGACUCGGUGGGUAGCGUGGCCACCGUGCACCUGCGCUUCGAUCCCAUCGGCAACGAGCAGCCUCCCCAGCUUGGCAGCGUCUGGUCUAAGCUGCGCGUGUCGACAUUCUACAGCUCUGUCCCCUGGGAGGACUACCCGUCCGCGAUGGCUUCGACCAUGUGGGCGCAGGCGGGUAAGGGCAUCUUCACGGAGACUGUGCCCCUGUCCACGCUCUGCGUCGCAUCCGCGCAGUGGACCAAGCACUCCACUGCCCCGGGCUCUACCCGUCGGGAUUCCCUGGAGUCCACCUCGUCGUCCGAAUCGCUAACUGGACCUUCCGCCUCCUUCGUGGGGAGCACUUACUACACUGCCUCGGUUGUGGUGCCCAUCACUAUUCCGGCCACCAAGGCGUUCGUGCCAACCUUCCACUCCUGCCUUAUCUCGCGCAUCUACACUCUCGACCUGAGCAUCUCCUACCACACCCCGAACGCCAACAUCCUCACUCCGAGCACCUCGCUGCGGCUUCCGCUUCAGGUGACCUCCCAAUCCCAAGCCAAGGCGCGCUCCAAGACUUCCGUUCACGAGAUCACUCUCGAGGAAGUUGAUGCCGAAUUCUUCAGUCCUCGCAGCGUCGCUCCUCCAUCCGACGCGGUCGAUGUUGCGUCGUGUGGGACCCGUCUGCCGCUACCAGGGUCAAUCUCCAUUGCGCCUCCAGAGUACUCGGAACUCAGGAGUUCUUUGGCACCCGGUGUUGCUGCGGGUUGA
Molecule: messenger RNA, 1536 nt
Organism: Aspergillus clavatus NRRL 1
Lineage: Eukaryota; Fungi; Ascomycota; Eurotiomycetes; Eurotiales; Aspergillaceae
Product: arrestin (or S-antigen), N-terminal domain protein
Exons: 2
Coding region: 1-1536 (511 amino acids)
Source: RefSeq, a predicted model, not a curated record